AUGGGGCUCAGUGUCCUCCUCCUCUUUGCUCUCUUCACCGGCCUCUUGCUUCUCCUGGUCAGGGGCCGCCCAAAGGGCCACAGACACCUCCCACCAGGUCCCCAUCCUCUGCCUUUCUUGGGGAACGUUGCACAGAUGGACAGAGGAGGCCUACUCAAAUCCUUCCUGAGGCUCCGAAAGCAAUAUGGGGAUGUCUUCACGGUGUACCUGGGACGGAGGCCCGUGGUCAUUCUGUGUGGGAUGGAAGCCAUACGGGAGGCCCUGGUCGACCAAGCGGAGGCCUUCUCUGGCCGGGGGAUAGUCGCCAUGGUCGAUCCAAUCUUCCAGGGAUAUGGUGUGAUCUUUGCCAACGGGGAUCGCUGGAAGACCCUUCGACGAUUCUCUCUGGUCACCAUGAGAGACUUUGGGAUGGGAAAGCGGAGCGUGGAGGAGCGGAUUCAGGAGGAGGCUCAGUGUCUGGUGAAGGAGCUGAAGAAAUCUCAAGGAGCCCUCCUGGACCCCACCUUCCUCUUGCAGUGCAUCACUGCCAACAUCAUCUGCUCUAUUGUCUUUGGAGAACGCUUUGACUACAAAGAUGAAGUGUUCCUGCGGCUGUUGGACAUGUUCUACCAGACUUUCUCGCUCGUCAGCUCUUUCUUCGGCCAGGUGUUUGAACUCUUUUCGGACUUCUUGAAGUACUUUCCCGGCACACACAGGCAAGUCUACAAAAACCUGCAGGAAAUCAAUGCCUUUAUUGGCCGCAGUGUGGAGAAGCACCUUAAGACCCUGGACCCCAGCGCCCCCCGGGACUACAUCGACACCUACCUGCUCCGCAUGGACAAAGAGAACUCCAACCCGAACACCGAGUUCCACCAUCAGAACCUCAUCACCACGGCGCUCUCGCUCUUCUUUGCUGGCACCGAGACCACCAGCACCACUCUCCGCUAUGGCUUCCUGCUCAUGCUGAAAUACCCCCAUGUCACAGAGAGAGUCCAGAAGGAGAUUGAACAGGUGAUUGGCUCACAUCGCCCUCCUGCCCUUGACGACCGUGCCAAAAUGCCAUACACCGAUGCAGUCAUCCAUGAGAUUCAGAGAUUUGCGGACCUCCUCCCCAUUGGUGUGCCCCACAUGGUCACCAAAGACACUCAUUUCCGAGGGUACAUCAUCCCUAAGAACACUGAAGUAUUUCCCAUCUUGAGCUCUGUUCUCCAUGACCCACAUUACUUUGAAGAGCCAGACACCUUCAACCCUGACCACUUUCUGGAUGCCAACGGGGCAUUAAAGAAGACUGAAGCUUUUAUCCCCUUCAGUAUAGGGAAGCGCAUUUGUCUUGGCGAAGGCAUUGCCCGCAACGAGUUGUUCCUCUUCUUCACCACCAUCCUCCAAAACUUCUCUGUGGCCAGCCCUGUUGCUCCUGAGGACAUUGACCUCACACCCCAGAAGAGUGGGAUGGGCAGAGUACCCCCAACAUACCAAAUCAGCUUCGUGCCCCGCUGA
Molecule: messenger RNA, 1476 nt
Organism: Cynocephalus volans (Philippine flying lemur)
Lineage: Eukaryota; Metazoa; Chordata; Mammalia; Dermoptera; Cynocephalidae
Product: cytochrome P450 2B4-like
Exons: 9
Coding region: 1-1476 (491 amino acids)
Biological process (GO): xenobiotic metabolic process; epoxygenase P450 pathway
Cellular component (GO): intracellular membrane-bounded organelle; cytoplasm
Molecular function (GO): arachidonate epoxygenase activity; heme binding; oxidoreductase activity, acting on paired donors, with incorporation or reduction of molecular oxygen, reduced flavin or flavoprotein as one donor, and incorporation of one atom of oxygen
Source: RefSeq, a predicted model, not a curated record